Molecule: messenger RNA, 384 nt
Organism: Staurois parvus
Lineage: Eukaryota; Metazoa; Chordata; Amphibia; Anura; Ranidae
Source: the annotation of a GenBank genome assembly
CCCCAAGUGUGUCUUACGGAGCGAAAUAGUGCCCCAUCAUUGGUGUCAGUAGGAGGAAUAGUGCCCCAUCAUUGGUGUCAGUGGGAAGAAUCGUGCCCCAUCAUUAGUGUCAGUGGGUGGAAUAGUGCCCUAUCAUUGGUGUCAGUGGGAAGAAACGUGCCCCAUCAUUGGUGUCAGUGGGAAGAAAACGUGCCCCAUCAUUGGUGUCAGUGGGAAGAAUCGUGCCCCAUCAUUGGUGUCAGUGGGAGGAAUAGUUCCCCAUCAUUGGUGUCAGUGGGAGGAAUAGUGCCCCAUCAUUUGUGUCAGUGGGGGAGGAAUAGUGCCCCAUCAUUGGUGUCAGUGGGAGGUAUAGUGCCCCAUCUUUGGUGUCAGUGGGAGGAAUAG